ACUGCUUGGACCUCUCGCCCAACAACACCACCUCCCAGUCCUAUUGCUAUGCGCCGAUGACGCCUCGUUGGCUGCGAAGAUGCCCAACAUCCUCUCCCGCGACCCUGCCUUCCUGUCCCGGCCCGCGCCUGGCUUCAACCUCUUUCAACCCGAUGGCUCAGUGAAAGGGCAGCACUCUUCUGCCGGUAAGUCUGAUGGCGCUUCUUCCCGCAAACUUGCACAUCGGGGGACGGAGGUGUUCGUGGCGGUGGGCAGCGAGGUGCGUUGGAGUGAAUUGGGGUUGUUAAGAGAUGCGGGAGAGGAAGCGGAGAGAGGGCAUAAGGGGACAUUUGAACCGGCGGAGGGUUCGUCGGCGCAGAAGGCGUACAGAGUGCUCAAGACAAACAUCUCCCGGCCCAUCACGCACUUGACUGUUUCUCCGAGCGGCACCUAUCUGGCAAUCCUCACCUCCCACACGUGCCACGUCGCCAUUCUACCAGCAACCUCGCUCCUUCGCCCUCACGAGACCUCCCCUCUGCGUCUGAAGACUUUCCAAAUUGGACCGACGGCGCACGUGUUGGAACAAGCGCCACUGGUAUCUGCGCUGUGGCAUCCGCUUUCUCCAUCGGGAGAUUGUCUUGUCACGAUAACGCACGACGCGUGUGUGCGCCUGUGGGAACUGGACGGCGAUAACCGAUCAUCUUUCAAUGAGCCUUCCUUGGCCGUGGACCUGAAGAAACUGGCCAAUGCCACGUCUACCCAAGCGGAUUUGAGCACGAGCAAGUACGGCACGAACAAAGGCUUCUCCCCUGACGAUGUGGAGAUGCAAGUCGCGGCGGCUUGCUUCGGUGGCCGGGGCGGUGAAGAUGAACAUGGCUGGGCUAGUAUGACGCUCUGGGUCGCUAUGACGGAAGGAGAUGUCUACGCGCUGUGUCCGCUGCUGCCUUCGACUUGGAGAGCGCCGGCGACUAUGUUGCCCACGUUGAGCACGAGCGUCAUUGAGAAGGCAAAGGCUAUCCGUCGCGAUGCCGAAGCCACGGAGGCUGAGCGAAGAAAUGUCGACCAACAGUCCAAAUGGCUUGCGGAGGUGGACUCGCAAGACCCCCGUCUCCUACCCGGCGCGGAUGAGUUUGAUACCAUCGAGGUAUACUCCCGACCAAAGCAGCUCAGUGCUGUGCCCAAGCUGCAAGGCCCGUUUCAAAUUUCGCCGGAGCCUGAUUUCGGCGAGAUCACGGAUAUCCACGUUAUCGCACCCAAGAUCGAUGACGAGGCUUUAUAUGACGAAGACAACGAGAAUCUCGACGACGAUGAUGGCCUCAGUGUCAGCAUCAUCUGUUUAGCUACCACCACCAACGAAGUGCAUGUCUGUUUGGACGUCAACGGUGUGGAAGCGGAGUGGCUGCCGAGUAAGCGCUCGCGGGCCAUCACCUUCGACGACACGGAUGACUGGAAGGAAUUGCUGCUCUUCGAGAGCGUCGACCUCGCGCAGACUGAAGACGAGGACGACGGCUGGCCGAUCUUCACCGCGUCCCCUACCAGCCGCUACGAGUUUUUCGUCACCCACUCCACGGGCGUCUGUAGCAUAUCACUCCAGCCCUGGAUCACGAUGCUCGAAGACGAACUCGCCAAUCCCUCAGACAGCGGAGCCGGCUUCAGGCUAAACAUCGUCCUCGACUCCGCCCACACAGCAGUAGAACAAAUUGUCGAAGCGCCUGCAGUUGAAGACACCGAUCACAAAGACAUCAACGCCGCAAUAGCAAUCGAAGAGCCAGGCUUCGGUUGCCUCCUCCUAACAUCGACAAACGACACUCCCUACGCCACAAUCCUCGACCUCAACCCCCAGACCGCCGACCCCUACGCCCCAGACACCCCUGUCCUGCCCGCAGGCCUUCUCCCAUCUCCGCCACCCCGCGCCCCCUACCGCCCCGCCCCAGAAUUCACCCAACCCUCCGCCCUCCCGAAACUGCUCAAAACUGCGCACGAAAAGCGCCUCCUCGGCCACACGCCCAUCAACGGCCCCAUCCGCUUCAGCCCCGCCGCGCUGCAACUACUCACCGAAGCCCACCGCGUUAUGAGCGCCGAGACGCAUCGGCUGGGUAUGGCAGCCGCGGACCUCUUCCGGCGGUGUGAGAGGAUGCGCGCCGAGCUAGUGGAGCAGGUGCGAAAAGUGGCGGAAAUCGCGCAGCAGGUCGACGCUGUUACUGGCGAGGAUGGUGGAGAGGAAGGCGAGCAGGAGCAUUCUGGAAGGGAGAAGAUUGAUGAGCGGAUGGAGAGGAGCGAUCGCAAGACUGUGGAGCUUAAUCGCCGUGUCGAGACGUUGAGGAAGAAGAUGGCGUUGCUAGGUGGUGCGCAGUUGAGCGCCAAAGAGCGCGCUUUCGUGGAAGAGGUGGACAGGCUGCAGGCGAGCGUUUUACCUUCUGCGGAACGGGCUACGCACACCGACGAUGACGGGAAUGAUGCUACUCAGCAGUCGACGAAGAGCGGCGGUACUGCUUUGGCGUCCCGCUUCGCCGCCGUACAAUCUUUGCAGCACAGGCUUGUUCAGCAAGUGGAAGAAACGACGGAGGGCAAGGGAGACGAAGACGCUUCUGCUGGCGCUGUUGCUUCUACUACUCAAGGGCCCGUGGCUGUUGGCGGCGGAUAUAGGAAGCAGAAACUGGCGCAGGUCAUGGCUUUGUUGGAGACGGAGACGGCUUUGGUGGAGGGUGUGAUGGAGCGGUUGAAGAGAUUGCAGGGUGGCGCGUAGGGCUAGAUGCGCGCGCUUUGGCUUGAGUGCGAACUGGAUGAUGAGCUCUUCGUGCCGAUCAUUGGGGUAGCAGAUACUUACUGCGCGGUGCUGCGCUGGAACGUCGAAUACGAGCUCUCCAUUACCUCCGCGGAACAACGCUGCAUCAUGAA
This is a messenger RNA of Neohortaea acidophila, 2877 nucleotides long. RefSeq lists its product as uncharacterized. Bases 80 to 2725 code for a protein of 881 amino acids. Gene Ontology annotation, biological process: ribosomal large subunit export from nucleus; ribosomal small subunit export from nucleus; protein import into nucleus. Lineage: Eukaryota; Fungi; Ascomycota; Dothideomycetes; Mycosphaerellales; Teratosphaeriaceae. The record is from RefSeq and is a predicted model, not a curated record. The transcript has a single exon. Gene Ontology annotation, cellular component: nuclear pore. Gene Ontology annotation, molecular function: structural constituent of nuclear pore; protein binding.